CAAGCGCAAAACUUGGCCGGCGCAGCUGCAGAUCGAUGAUGGAUGGAUCUGGGAGGGUUGAUUUGUCCAGCUUCGGUUGCUGGUAGAAGGUUGAAAUCAGAAGCCUCACUGCACAGACUGUCUAAAUAUUCGUAUAGGCAUACCUCCAAUUGCGGUCCUGAUAGAUCAACACAGGCUCUCUAAGGUUUCCCUGGUCCGGGUUCCUGCAUUCCCGCCGUCCCGGUCGCGCCUCGAGAAAAACCGACAACCAACAACCAACAACCGACCUCGAUCCAUCUCCAUGGCAUCAGCAGACACCUCCUCCCGCCUCACCCACCUCUUCGCCGCAUCCCACUCCCUUGCCCUCUCCUCACCCUCCGUUGCAGCACACCUCAUGUCUCAAUUCCUCUCUCAUGCGGAGGAAAAGAAUGUUCUGUUGCAUGAUAGGGUGAGGAGGAAGGUUUGUGGCGGGUGUGGAUCGUUGUUUUUGCCGGGGUGGAAUGUGAGUGUACAAACGAGGGAUGAGAAGAAGAGAAAGAGGGACGCAGUAGGAGAGGAGCGGAAGAAGAUGAGUAAGAAGAGACGGAAGGAGGUGAAGAAGAAGGAGAUUGAAGAGCGGAGGAAUAAGGAUGAACCUAUCAAGUCAAAACUGGUUUACAACUGCCAAACAUGCACGCGACAAACUACUUUCGAAAUGGAAUAUCCAGCGCCGACGUUUGCAUCACCACUAUCCAUCCCAGCACCCGAAUCAAAACCCACCUCCGCACCCUCGAAAGCAGCGGCCAAAUCAUCUCCAUCACCAGCACCUGCCUCACUGCCACACUCUGCCCGCUCCUCGCCCGCACCAACAUCCAAUACUCCCAGCCCCGCCGGAACACCAAAGAAGAGAAAGAAGAGCGCCAAAAUGGGACUACAGGCCAUGCUCGCCAAAUCCAAACAAGACCAAAAGAAGGAUGGAGGUGGACCGGGUAUUAUGGAUUUCAUGUCGCUAAUGUAGCUAUUCAACGCCACCCCACUCCCAUC
Saitoella complicata NRRL Y-17804 is the source of this 1002-nucleotide messenger RNA. RefSeq lists its product as uncharacterized. The transcript has a single exon. The record is from RefSeq and is a predicted model, not a curated record. Bases 281 to 976 code for a protein of 231 amino acids. NCBI's taxonomy places the organism in Eukaryota, Fungi, Ascomycota, Saitoellomycetes, Saitoellales, Saitoellaceae. Gene Ontology annotation, biological process: tRNA processing. Gene Ontology annotation, cellular component: nucleolar ribonuclease P complex.